Messenger RNA from Ostrinia furnacalis (Asian corn borer), 1396 nucleotides. RefSeq lists its product as uncharacterized. The record is from RefSeq and is a predicted model, not a curated record. The coding region runs from base 412 to 1365 and encodes 317 amino acids. Lineage: Eukaryota; Metazoa; Arthropoda; Insecta; Lepidoptera; Crambidae. Gene Ontology annotation, molecular function: hydrolase activity, hydrolyzing N-glycosyl compounds. The transcript is spliced from 8 exons.
CUAAAUAGCACGUGACUGCUACAUUUAUACACACACAAUGCCAUUAUCAAGGCGAGAUCUGUCUCUUUCUAACGCAUUAUGUAAGAAAAGGACAAGGAUACUAUGUCAAACGUAAACAGUAUUGUUCACCAGUUAAACAGAGACCUAUAUGAAUGCAAAUUUUAGACACGAAUUGAGCUUUGUUACAAAGAGAUAAGAUCUAACAGUUUAACAGCUGAUAAUUCACAAAUAACACGGGCUGUUGUUGAGUCAUUGCACUCUUCAUUUUGAGGUUAUUUGUCAGAAAUGUUAGAAAUACGAAAUUAUAGAGACAUUUUAUGAAUUGAGAUUUAUGUUAGAAACAGUGUGUAAGUGAAUGUUUUGUAAAAACAUUUUGUUUGAAGUGAAAAACAUCUAUUAUUCUUAACUCCAAUGGAUGCUGCGACAAAUUCUGAAGUAAAGAAAAGUAAAUUAGUCAUUGACAAUGACGCAGGGGGUGAUGACGCAAUGGCUAUAUUCCUCACCUUGUUAUAUGAGAAACACUUCGACGGGCCAAAGCUGGUGGGACUAACAACUGCAAACGGGAAUACACCAGAACACAACGUAUAUUUCAAUAACCAAAGAAUACUUAGAAUAGCUAACAGACAAGAUAUACCAAUCUUCAGAGGGUCUAAAUCCUCACUGGUGACGACCCCAGAUGCUGGCGCGUGGUUUGGAAAUGAUGGUCUCGGAGAUUCAGGUCUCAACUUUGAUGACCUGGUGCCAGCACAGGAGAAGAAUGCUGUAACAGCACUUUUAGAUCUGUCUAAAACUUAUAAAGGUGACUUGACUGUACUCACUAUCGGGACACUAACGAAUGUAGCGUUAGCUAUAAAAACAGACCCUGAAUUUCUAGAUCGAUUGGACCAUUUGUACGUGGCUGCAGGUCACAUUCAUGAUGAUGAAAACCCAGAUGCGGAGUUCAAUGCACACAUGGACGUGGAAGCUUAUCACAUAGUAGCCAAGAAUGCGAAUCCCGAUAAAGUCACUUUCUUGCCCUUCUCUCAAGUUAUGACGCAUUUGAAUAUUACCAGGGCAUGGAGAGAAGAAGUCUUUGGAGCAAUUGACACGGACAUCAUCAGGGCUAUGAACCAAUUCGAAAGGGUGUCGCUACCAAAGAGUGACAGAUGGCAUGCUUUAGACCCUGCAGCUGUGGCUGUGGUGGUCAAACCGAGUCUAGUCAGCGAAUAUCAGUAUUCCAAGCAUGAUAUACAUUUAUGUGGUCAAAAAAGAGGAUUGACGACAAACACUUUUGUGGACAAGGCAGAUGCAAACGCAAGGAUCGUGUAUUCAUACAAAGAAGACGAAUAUAAGAAAUUCUUGUUGGAUGUAUUUUCUAGAAAAUGAAGAUAAAUCUGACCUUAAACUUGCGUUUUAA